AUGGCAUCUCUCAAGCUGCAUAACUCGCUGCACCCUGGCGCGCCGGUUCCGUUUGUUCCCAAGGAAGACGGCAAGGUUAGCUGGUAUGUCUGCGGACCGACAGUCUACGAUAAAAGUCACUUGGGCCACGCGCGCAACUAUGUUACCUCGGACGUCAUUCGCCGCAUCUUAAUGCAUUAUUUCAAGUUUGACGUCAGGUAUGUCAUGAACAUUACAGAUAUUGACGAUAAGAUCAUCAUCAAAGCGAGACGACAGCGGCUCCUCGACGUCGAGAAGAAGAAAAAAUACUCCGCCGAAGAAUUGAAGCAAUUGGGUUUGAGCGCAUUGCUUGCAUACGCACAAAAAAGCCUGCCUCUCCUAAUCGAGGCUGAGGCGAACCUCAACGAGUCCAACUACCCAGCCGCCAGAGACAAGGCCUAUGCCAAGGUCCUCGCUGGAGGAACGCUGACUGGCGAGGGCAAGCCGAGCGACGCUGAAGCCAAGAUCAAGAUGCAUAUCGGCAACAUGAACGUGGCUGCCGAGUCUAUCAAAUCUGGUCAGGUCCAUCCUGGCUGCGACGAGAUUCUGCUGCCCUACCUCGACUCUUUGUACAAGGAGACAGUAGAUACCAGCGAUCAGACCAUGUUCACCGACCUCACCAAGGCUAUGGAGGACCUUUUCAUGCAAGAUUUGGACUCGCUCAACGUCUUGCCUCCCGAUGUUAUUACUCGUGUCACCGAAUACGUUCCUCAAAUUGCCGACUUUGUCCAGCGCAUUGUCGAAAAGGGCUUUGCGUACGAAGCGGACGGCUCCGUCUACUUUGAUAUCACCGCCUUUGAAAAGGCUGGCAACACAUAUGCCAGACUCCGACCCGAUAGCAAGAACGACAAGGCCCUGCAAGAGGAGGGCGAGGGUGCCCUAUCCACCAACCUGGGUGGCAAGCGCUCGCCUGGCGACUUUGCGCUAUGGAAGAAGUCCAAGCCCGGUGAGCCUUUCUGGCCGAGUCCGUGGGGUGAGGGUCGUCCGGGCUGGCACAUUGAGUGCUCUGUGAUGGCCUCAGAUGUUCUCGGCUCACAGAUGGAUAUUCACUCGGGCGGCAUCGACCUUGCAUUCCCCCACCACGAUAAUGAGCUCGCUCAGAGUGAAGCUUACUUCCAUGAGCCCGGUAAGGGUGAGCACACCUGGGUUCGCAACUUCCUCCAUACUGGACAUUUGCACAUUGCUGGCUCCAAGAUGUCCAAGUCCCUCAAGAAUUUCCAGACCAUCCAAGAUGCUCUCGCCACCACAUUUAACGCUCGCCGCAUGCGCAUUGUCUUUUUGAUGGGCAAGUGGAACGACGGCGUUGAAAUUUCUCCUGACAUGAUUACCCAGGCGGAUAGCUGGGAAUCCACCAUCAGCAACUUCUUCACCAACACAAAAUCCUGGCUUGCUGAGUCUGGUGCUAGCAGCGGCAUCCAAAACCUGUCUCUGUCCGGCAAGUCUGGCUCUCCCCUCGUCACAGAGCUGGAGCAAGCCAAGUCCGAGGUUGACGCCGCCCUCUCAAACUCCUUCGAUACUCCUCGAGCCAUGCUCGUCAUGCUGAAGCUUGUCAACACCACAAACGCCUACCUCAAGGACAACAAGGAUGUUAAUCUUGCCGAGGUUGAGGCUAUCGCCCGAUGGCUCACUAACAUAGUUGGCAUUUUCGGCCUUGACGCCAACGCCAAGCCCCCUUAUAAUGGCCUUGGGUGGGCAUCCGUUAUCGCCGAUAAUGUCGACCCGAAGACGGCUGUUCAGCUUUACAAGUCCAUGAUGGACAAAGUCAAGGCCGAUGUAAAGGCGCUGUCAUUGGAUAGCGAGGUCAUUUCUACACUGAUUGCCAAGGAUCCUACUACUGACUUUGACGCAAUUGCCCAAAGCGGCUCCAAGGACAUCGAGCAGCUGUCUCUGCCUUACCUACGCGUGGCUGCUCAGCUCCGUGAUGAGCUGCGCCGCGUGGUUUCUGCUCAAGCUCCUGAUGUCAAGAAGGCUAUUCUUAGUCUUACCGACCGCAUCCGUGACCAUGACUUUACGAACCUGGGUGUUUAUCUCGACGACCGUCCAGACAACCAGCCUUCUCUCAUCAAGUUCAUCCCCGCCGCGGAGCUCAUUGCGGCGCGCGAGGAAAAGGCUGCCGCUGCUGCUGAAAAGGCAAAGAAGAAGGAGGAGGCGCGCAUUGCGCGAGAGAAAGCCGAACAGGAGGCCCGCGAAAAGGCCAAGAUGCCGCCCGAGGAAAUGUUCAAGACAGACGAGCGCUACAGCGCUUGGGAUGAGCAGGGGUUGCCGACUAAAAUGAAGGAUGGCAGUGACGUCCCCAAGAGCCAGCAGAAGCAGAACAAGAAGAACUGGGAUAGACAGAAGAAGGCGCAUGAUGACCUCAAGGCCAAGGGAGGCCUGUAA
Messenger RNA from Cordyceps fumosorosea ARSEF 2679, 2397 nucleotides. Its product is annotated as Cysteinyl-tRNA synthetase, class Ia. The record is from RefSeq and is a predicted model, not a curated record. The transcript has 2 exons. Gene Ontology annotation, cellular component: cytoplasm. Bases 1 to 2397 code for a protein of 798 amino acids. Gene Ontology annotation, molecular function: ATP binding; cysteine-tRNA ligase activity. NCBI's taxonomy places the organism in Eukaryota, Fungi, Ascomycota, Sordariomycetes, Hypocreales, Cordycipitaceae. Gene Ontology annotation, biological process: cysteinyl-tRNA aminoacylation.